Schistosoma margrebowiei is the source of this 1632-nucleotide messenger RNA. The record is from the annotation of a GenBank genome assembly. NCBI's taxonomy places the organism in Eukaryota, Metazoa, Platyhelminthes, Trematoda, Strigeidida, Schistosomatidae.
GAUACGUUUAUGGCCUGGAGUAGUCCGGUACUGUCAACCCAUUACAAACAACAUCUUUUUGUAGGUCUCUUGAAAUCUCGUUUGAAUAUUAAUCCGACGAGCCACGUCAUACUGUAUUGAGUGCUGAUUGUGUUCUUCCCUUUUAAUCCAGUGAACAACUGGUUGCUGUUGAAUUUAUUUUCAUCAAAGCAUUUACUGCGAUUGAGUUCGGGAAUUUGUUAUUGAUAUCAACUCUGUUAACAUACUCCAUACUGUGAUAAUGAAUAUUCCAUUAGCCCUCCGUAUUUCUUCGGACUUACUGACGAUUAUUUUACUUCAUGUUGUUUAUUUUCUGAUCAAGUACUGUGGAAGUCAUAAAUGGAGUUUCUUCUGUGAUGAUUGGAGUAUCAAAUAUCCAUAUAAAGGCAAUACUAUUACUGAUGUAGUAGUAACCGUAGUUAGUUAUCUCACGCCACUUGUUACAAUUUUCUUAGUUGAGAUAAUCACUGCUGUACUGAAGAAACGUACUGAAAAUAAAAAUUAUUCAAUUAAGGGUUCUUUACCAUUUAUCUAUGAUUUCUGUGUUGCCGCUCUUAUAUCUCUUGGAACGACGUUUUUUCUAACUACAAUUACAAAAUACAAUCUUGGCCGGUUGAGGCCACAUUUUUGGGAUAUUUGCCAACCAAAUGUCCCUGUAAAUUGUACUGGUUUGCAGACAACGUAUACAUGUCAGGGUACCAAUUCAAAGUUGAUUGCUGAUGUAUUUUUGUCAUUCAUGUCAGGCCAUGCAUCAACAGCUUCUGCUAGUUUAUUCUUCACUGUGAUUUAUUUACAGGCUCGACUGCAUCUACCUGUUAUACCUUUCCUACGACCAUUUCUACAAUACGUUCUGCUUUCUGUUUUGUUUUACAUAUGCGCCACACGUGUAACUGAUCAUUAUCAUCAUCCAACAGAUGUAUUAGCUGGAGCUAUAUUAGGCCUUUUGACUUCUGUCUUCGCCUUUUUUUGGUAUUUGGGUAACGCGUUCAGUCAAAACGAAAGUGUUAAAACAUCUCCCUAAUAAGCUGAUGAUGCAGUUCAGGAUACCGCUUCCGGUCAUUGGCUACAAAAAGAAAAUUGGAAGUGGAGUUACUUCUUUUUCUUUAACAGAGAUUUUGAUAACCGUAACUUCUUGAUGCAUAUCCCUUUUUAAGUAAUAAAGUUCCUGCUUACUUGUUCUAUUAUUAUUUUUUUAUUCCAUUCCUAGACUAAUUUACUACUUUGAUCAGUUUCAAUUUUUUAACGUUAAAUAAAUGGUGUAUAUUCGUUUUUAUGGUUGAGGUUGUUUGCUUGCGCGUUUAAAACAAUUAUGCAAGUGGUUAGAUAAUUGAAUCUUUUCGGAUUGUUUUAUCUAUGGGGUUUUCUGUUCCCCGAAUAAUUAAAAUCCAGUAUACCAUUCAUCCAUACUACGUUCUUUUGUUUCGUCUUUAACUGAUGUGUACUGAUUUCAAACAAGCUCCCCAUUUUUAUUGUAUCACCUAAUCAUUUCAGUUUAUAACUUCAUAAUGCAGUGAAAAUCACUGACCAUGCAAAACAUUCAUUGUGCAUCGGGGGUUACAGGGUAUUAAAGAAUCUAAACCAAAUAAUAAUACUUAAAGUUACGGCUUUUUUCCA